AUGAUAGUGUCAAAAACGGUACCCGUUUUACCCUACGUUUUUCUGGCCUGCGUCAUUUGUCUUCCCGCUUUCAAAUAUUAUCUGCUGAUUAAUCAAAGUGUUGUGGUUUUUCAGGAUGGUUCGUUUUUUUUUGAAGAUUUUUUUGGAAUUUUUUUGCACAUGGGCUUUCAAAGUUCACAAAAUCAAAAAAAUUUUUACAAAAAAAAAUACAAAUUUUCAGAUGAUGACCCAAGCCCUUUCGAUUUCUCCACAACAUACUUGAUGUUUCCCGAAACAUCGGCUGAUUUUACACUGUUGGUUUUGGUAACCACAAUGGCUUCCGAAGUUGAACUUCGACAACAAGUAAGGCUAUCUUGGGCGAAUACCACAAGGACGAGAAGAGCGAGAGUGGAAUUCCUAAUGGGACGACCGACAGCUUCAGAAAUGCAUAAACUACAAAAAGAGCAGGAGAUUUUCAAUGAUUUGAUAAUCGCUGAUUUGACUGAAAGUUAUUAUGGGUUGGCUUCAAAGACCAUUUCAAUGCUCACUUAUAAAAUGAGGUUUGUUUCUUUGAAUUAAAAUAAAUGACGAAUAUUUUCUGGUUCAAUGAUUUUUUCUAUAAAGUUUUUUCGACUAGCUGAUCACAAUCUCACCUUUAAAAUUGUUUUGAUAUACUCUUGGACUACGAUAACUAUAGUAAUCUAUAGAUUCAAAAAGAGUUUCAUGAAAUUUUCAAAUUUUUUUGAAAAAUUCUGGAAUUUCAGAUAAUCACUUUAUACUUUUUCCAGAUAUCAUCCAAGAUCAAAAUGCCUGGUGAAAGCAGAUAUAGAUAAUGUUUUAAUUUUGGAUAAUUAUUUGAGACUUUGCGAGGAAACUGUUGCUCCGCUGAUUUUAGGAAAAUGCGAUGUUACUCGAACUGUGAAACGAAAUGAGACGAAAUGGGCAAUUCCGAUGCAAGUUUGGCCGUAUCCAUUAUUUCCGGCUUACUGUAGCACAGGGACUUAUAUGAUGGCAGGUAUACUGUUUUUGGGAGAAAAUCUGGGUCAACCGAUGAAAAAUUUUCCACUUUGGUUUAGAAACUUCACAAAUAAAUUUAUUUAUUUGGUUCUCAGUUUUUGUAGAAAUCAAAACACAUUUUUGUUUGAAACAAGAUUAUGCAAAUUAAGAUCACGUUUUUUUGAAUACGAAUUUCCUGAAAAAAAUUUGAAAAACAGAAAUCACAGAACUGAAUUUAAUAUUGAAUUCAGAAUUAGAUUUUGUUUCGAUGAGUUUUAUUUUCGAAUACGGCGAGGUUUAAACUCAGAAAGUGAGUAUUUUUCUCAAAUAGUUUUUUUUCAGGUGAAACCCUUCCUCAAAUGUUAGUCAAUCAAGCAAUGACAAGUAAAUUUGCAAGUUCAAGUAAUUUCCGAAAACUUUCCGAAGAUGUUUUGGUAAGCGGAAUCCUUGCAGAUGCUGCUGGUGUAAAACGUCGACAUUUGAGUGGAUUAUCAUUUUUUGAAAUUCCCGAAUUCAUUUGUCGAAAUAGCUAUUUGCAAACAUUCAGUAUACAUUUACUGCGCGACAAAAACCCGGUCAAAUAUUAUCGAAAAAUUAUGCAAAUUGAGGGAAAACUUUGCAAUUGGUGGGAUAUUUUUGGAUAUCGAAGACGGUGA
Molecule: messenger RNA, 1631 nt
Organism: Caenorhabditis angaria
Lineage: Eukaryota; Metazoa; Nematoda; Chromadorea; Rhabditida; Rhabditidae
Source: the annotation of a GenBank genome assembly